AUGCCGGCUGCCGCUCGUUAUCUGCCAGCCCUCCUCCUUCUCCCCAUUAGCCUCGCCUCCAAAGAUGUCUUAAGCAACAAGGAGACACAAACAACACCGGCCUUCCAGCAUGCCCAUCGCCAGGUUGAGAGUGAGGAGCCUCAUGAGCUUGAGCCAAACCAACUUGGUGUCCCCGGCUUGACAGUCGGUCCCAACAUCCUGUCUUCACUGCUCAAUCCUCCAGCCCAAACUACCCUUUCGGUUACAACAAUUACUGGUAGUGUCGCACCCGCAUUCGAGUCGAACUCUGCGGUCAUCGGGGGUCUCAUCUCAUUACUCAACACGAUCUUGGGCUCGCUUAUCACCAGUCUUCCCAACGUCGGUACAGCAGUUGUCAACCCCAACGGCGCGCUUCCUACUGAUGUCGCUUCUCUCGUACCACUCAUCUCAGCCUUGGAGAGCGUUCUUCAGCCUGGAGGACAUCAGAACACCACAACGCCAACUGCCGUUUCUAAGCCCAGCGCUGUCACUUCCGUCUUCAUUGCCUGUCUCAACCAACGUGAUCCCAACACCGGGGGUGGUUUCAGUCCUGAGUGCCAUUUUGCCAACCGCGCCAGUUCCGACAUCUGA
Messenger RNA from Sordaria macrospora k-hell, 609 nucleotides. RefSeq lists its product as uncharacterized. NCBI's taxonomy places the organism in Eukaryota, Fungi, Ascomycota, Sordariomycetes, Sordariales, Sordariaceae. The record is from RefSeq and is a predicted model, not a curated record.